Felis catus (domestic cat) is the source of this 2724-nucleotide messenger RNA. RefSeq names its product ST8 alpha-N-acetyl-neuraminide alpha-2,8-sialyltransferase 6 (gene ST8SIA6). NCBI's taxonomy places the organism in Eukaryota, Metazoa, Chordata, Mammalia, Carnivora, Felidae. The record is from RefSeq and is a predicted model, not a curated record. Gene Ontology annotation, molecular function: alpha-N-acetylneuraminate alpha-2,8-sialyltransferase activity. Gene Ontology annotation, biological process: N-glycan processing; oligosaccharide metabolic process. Bases 129 to 1331 code for a protein of 400 amino acids. The transcript has 8 exons.
CCCCGCCGCCUUUGAACACUGGAGGUGUGCGCGGCUGCGGCGGCGGCGGCGGCGGGAGCGGCGAGUCGGGCCGGCCGGGCUGCGCUUCGCCGGGGCAGCCGCGGCGGCGGCCGUGCGCGGGGAUCAGGAUGCGGCCGGGGGGCGCGCUGCUCGCCCUGCUCGCCGGCCUGCUGCUGUCGCUGCUGCUGCGCCUGCUCUGGUGCUCCACCGACGCGCCCGCCCGCUCCAGGCUCUCGGUGGAGGAGAGCAGGGACGCCACCCGCGGCACCCCCGCCGCGCUGAGGACGCUCCGGAGCCCGGCCACCCAGCUGCCGCGCCCCACGAACAGCACAUAUCUGAAUGAGAAGUCGCUCCGGCUGACGGAAACGUGCAAAAGUCUGCAACACGGCUUUGCGACUUUAUCUAGCAAAGUAAAAAGGUGUUUAGAGAGUGACUAUCUUCCGAUUAUCAGAAAUAUACAGAGCUGCCCGUGGAGACGACAAGAAGAAGAAUACGAGAAUUUUAGAGCAAAACUUGCCUCCUGUUGUGAUGCUGCCCAAAACUUCAUUGUUUCUCAGAAUAACACUCCAGCUGGGACCAACAUGAGUUACGAGGUGGAAAGCAAAAAUGAAAUCCUAAUUAGAGAGAACAUUUUUAACAUGUUUCCAGUGUCUCAGCCUUUUAUGGAGCACCCUUAUAAUCGGUGUGCCGUGGUUGGAAACGGGGGGAUUCUGAAUAAGUCUCUUUGUGGAGCCGAAAUAGACAAAUCCGACUUCGUUUUUAGGUGUAACCUCCCCCCAAUUACAGGAAAUGUUAGUAAAGACGUUGGCAGUAAAACCAAUGUUGUGACUGUAAAUCCCAGUAUCAUAAAACUAAAGUACGGGAACUUAAAGAAAAAGAAAGAAAUAUUUCUGGAGGAUAUUGCAACCUACGGAGACGCAUUCCUUCUUCUGCCAGCGUUUUCUUUCAGGGCCAACACCAUUGCCUCUUUUAAAGUGUAUAACACGCUCAAAGAGGCUAACGCAAGACAAAAGGUUCUCUUUUUCCAUCCCAAGUACCUGAGAAAUCUCGCCCUCUUCUGGAGAACUGAAGGUGUGACAGAGUUUCGCCUGUCCUCUGGCCUGAUGGUCACAAGUGUGGCCGUGGAGCUGUGUGAGCACGUGAAGCUGUAUGGCUUUUGGCCCUUCUCUAGAACGGUAAAAGACACACCCGUCAGCCAUCACUACUACGACAACAACCUCCCUAAACGCGGUUUCCAUGAGAUGCCCAAAGAAUAUAGACAAAUUCUCCAACUUCACUUGAAGGGAAUCCUCAAAUUGCAAUUUAGCAAAUGUGAAAUCGCCCAAGCAUAGUAUCUUAAGGUGGGGGUGGUUUUGAUACAACGCGGUGGGUGAGUGACAGUGUUUCCCCACAGGAAAAGCCGUGGUUGUAGGGAGAAGAGAAAGAGCCCUGAAACCUGGUUUGAUCAGAGCUCCCCGCUAAGCUUGCGUCCUCAGCAGCUCAUGAACUUGUUCGGAUUCGCAGUUUCCCUCCCUGUGAAAUGGGGACCGUGAUAAUCUAACUCGCUUCAGGCAAACGUGGUAAUCUGUGAAAACUCUUGGCAAAGGAUUUGGCCUGAUGAGGUAGGGACUCCCCGAAUUUUUCCUUGUUGGUAUCUAUCGUAGCCGUUUCCACUCUCACCAGACCGAUAAUAAAAGGCGGGCGGUCUUGAGGACCCUUCCUGGAGAGAACAGCUGUGAAAUGCCAGCGUUCGCUGGGGCUCUUUCCUCAGCACACCUCUCUAUUAUGGGUCAUAUCCUUCUCGUCCUUCUUCCUGUCUUCGAAGAGUGCAUAUAAGGACUUACAGCAAACCCUUGAUUCUUCAGGAAUCAAAUCCUUCCCUUUGGGUGAUAAUGUGCCUGCUUCUGAUUACCUUCACGAAUUGUGUCGUUAGCUGCAACGGUGUGUUGGUUGGACUUAGGCCAAUGUUUUUCCUCCUUUGUCUACAUUUCGAAGUCACUCUUUAUAAUUUAUAUUAAAUUAUGAUUUUACUCUUAAGCAUUUUCCUUUUCCACUGAGAACCUAUUUCAAGAGCAUGAGGAGUUACAGUACCCGGUUUUUCUUACCUGUGUUCUUAUCUGUGGGGUCACACAUUCAAUUUGGUUGUUGUUGUUGUUUUUUUUUUAAUUAUCAAACCGCUACUUCAUGCCAGACCCUGUAACAGGCUGUGUCUGUGAGAGGGACAUAAAGACCAAGCCCUUCAGGAAGAAAUGGACACGUGUAUGACCAACUUUAAUACGGUAUAAUAAAUGUUAUUACGACAGCUAUGAGUAAAGUACUGUGAGGAAACAGAGGUAGGAGUAAAUAAGUCUAUUUCAGUGGAAUCUGUUUCAGAGAAGAGGUCAUUUCUGAGUGAAGCCCAGAAAAUGAGUAAGGUGUUAACAAAUGAAGAAGAUUCCAGGUAGAGGGAAUGUGAUGGGGAAAAAAGCUGUCCCCUUGAUUCUGAUUCACGCAAAUGAGGAUAUUUGAAGGUAAAUCAUGGUCUUUGCCCCAAAAACUGUCACUUAAAGGGAGGUUAUAGUGCAUGGGAAUGAUGGCUUGGUCCCACCUCUGUGAAAUGGCAGUGAUAGUGACCUGAUUGAUUUCAUCGGCAAGCUGUAAGGAUUAAAAUACACGAAAACUUAAUUCUCACAAGGAAAGGUGUAUAUUCACAUGAGAAGUAAGACUAAUAAUUCAAACAUCAAAUAAAGCUUCAGUGAUAUCAAA